This is a messenger RNA of Diorhabda carinulata, 811 nucleotides long. RefSeq lists its product as uncharacterized. NCBI's taxonomy places the organism in Eukaryota, Metazoa, Arthropoda, Insecta, Coleoptera, Chrysomelidae. The transcript has 2 exons. The record is from RefSeq and is a predicted model, not a curated record. Bases 59 to 493 code for a protein of 144 amino acids.
UCGUGGUGAUUCGUUGGUUCAACGUGUAGCAGUUCAGUUCUUAGUGUCCGCGAUCGUCAUGGAUUCGUUUGUGUGUAAAAUAGUUAUCGUAAGAUCUGACGAAAAUAGAAUUUUGAAACCAAAAAAUUAUUUUCCGAAAACGACUAGAAUUAAUAAUAUAAAGAGGUGUCUUUUCGGUGUAGCUAAAAUCGAAGACACUGACAAAAUGUUGCAAGAACAAUACGACAUCGAUAGGAAAAGAUUCAGCGAAAGAUUUGGUAUAGAUUUGAAGAGGAUUGAAGAAAGUGAGAGGGAUAUUAACAACGAAAAUGUAAAUACGAACGAAACUCAAUCGAAGAAUAGCAAUAAUUCUGCGACUGGGAGGAAAAUUCUCAAGAGAAACAGAAGUGUUUUUAGGCAACAAAAUAAUCAAACAGUACUGACAGAUUUUUACCAGGCUAGGAAGACUGUGCAAUCUUUAGAAAAAUCUUCAAAGGCUGUCAAAGAGAAUUGAGUAAAUUUGUAUGGAAUUAUUGUAUAUAAUUUAUUUAAACACUGUAUAUUUAUAGUACAUUUUACAGCGCUUGAUCCCAAAGGUGUUAUUAGAUUUUAACAAGAUUUUUUGUGUAAUGAAAUGAUUAAUUUUUUACUAUUUGGAUUUGUCUUGUUAAAUGUAUAUUUCUGUAUUUAAUAUCUAUCAAAUAUUUUCAAAAUUUAUGAUUUUUUUAAUUUUUUUAUGCCUCUGUGGAAAGAACUUCUAGGAUUACAUCGAAAAUUGUUAGUCUAGUCUUUUUGUAUACUAUUGAUUGUACCUAUAUUUUGUAAAUAAGUA